AUGUUCACCUGUUCUGACAUUCUCCACGCAAGCUGGGAGCUCGAAAAGCCCGUGACACCCGCGUUCUUGAGGUACAAGGACGCCUUUGAGCAUUCUAUCAAACUUAAUGGAAGCGUGGCGGAUGAUUUGAUCACUUUCAACACACAAAGGAGCACCCAGUGGGAUGGACUGCGCCACUUUGCGUACCAGAAAGAGCAACUUUGGUACAAUGGCGCCACCCAAGACGACAUCAUUGAUAUCAAGAUCGGGAAAUCGCGCCUAGGCAUCAACUGGUGGCACAAAGCGGGAGGCGUCGCAGGUCGAGGAGUCCUGGUCGACUACUGGUCAUAUGCAGUGGCCAACGGCAAGCAGUACGACGCUGUGAGGCCUCACGGAAUCAAAUAUGACGACCUCAUGGCUUGCUUUCAGUGGCAGCAGCAGCAGCAGUCCCCAGAGCCAUUGGAGCUGAAAACUGGUGACAUCCUCCUAAUACGCUCGGGUUUCCAUGCACAAUAUGCAGAGCUAGGCACCAAAGAUGAGCGGGAGGUGGGCGAGGCGUGGCCACCUGCGUCGUGUGGUGUUGAUCAAGAUUUGAGGCUACUGAAGUGGCUCUGGGAUAGCCAUGUUGCCGCCGUAGGUGGAGAUUCGCCGGCCUGGGAGGGCUUUCCAUCGGACGGCGAGGCUGGCUUCACCUUUCAUGAGGUAUUGUUAGCCGGUUGGGGCUGCCCAAUCGCGGAAAUGCUCUGGCUUGAGGAUCUUGCUGCGUCGUGCCGCGAACGCAAACGCUGGACAUUCUUCCUGACUUCGGCUCCACUCAACGUUCACGGCGGCGUGGCUAGUCCUGCUAACAUGUUGGCGCUUGCGUGA
Diaporthe amygdali is the source of this 846-nucleotide messenger RNA. RefSeq lists its product as uncharacterized. Gene Ontology annotation, molecular function: arylformamidase activity. Lineage: Eukaryota; Fungi; Ascomycota; Sordariomycetes; Diaporthales; Diaporthaceae. The record is from RefSeq and is a predicted model, not a curated record. The coding region runs from base 1 to 846 and encodes 281 amino acids. The transcript is spliced from 2 exons.